Bactrocera oleae (olive fruit fly) is the source of this 6333-nucleotide messenger RNA. RefSeq names its product aftiphilin (gene Afti). Gene Ontology annotation, molecular function: clathrin binding. Gene Ontology annotation, biological process: intracellular transport. The record is from RefSeq and is a predicted model, not a curated record. Gene Ontology annotation, cellular component: AP-1 adaptor complex; trans-Golgi network membrane. Lineage: Eukaryota; Metazoa; Arthropoda; Insecta; Diptera; Tephritidae.
UAUUAUGAUAUUAUGAUAUACGUGCUCUGAUUCAAGUGUUGGUAUGUCAACUUCUUUGCACAUUUGGAAAAUUGUUCGAGAUGAAAAACGUCAUGAGGAAAUAUAAUAUUACGAAAAAUAUUUAAAUAAAAAGAAAUGAAGUACUUUAAGCUGUGAUUAAUAAACGGAAAAAAGUGUAGUAAUUAAAUAGUAUAUGUAGCGCUACCGUGGAGGUAAUUCAACUGAAAGGCUUUGCGAAUCUUUCUAGUAUUGUCAAAUAGGUACACAAAAAACUUUCCAGCUGGUGCGAUUUGUGAAGUUGGUGCUUCAAUAUUUCAUGCGAUAAAUUAAGUGGAAUAACCACAAAAUAUAAGGCAUUGAACUCGUUGAUUACUUGAAAAAUCAUUUGAUUCGGUCUUGUUGCUAAAAAUCACUGUGUAUAUAUAAUAAAUUGUCCGUUCCCCUUUCCUAACGUGGCCAAAACUCGAUAAGGUGAGCGUGAUAUGAAUUCGGUUUUGAUGACGCAUUCACGAUAAUAAACUGAGGUGCAGCUCAAGUAUUUUGAAACACAUUAACUUUUAAUACAAUAAAAUUGAUAAGGCAUGGCAGGGAUUCCCGCAAUACCGCCGCUACUUUGCAACACUCCGCCGCCAAUAGAUUUUGGUGAAGAGGAUGACGAUUCCGGUUUGCCGCCCACGUUAACUCUCGAAGAUGAAGAUGAUUAUGGUGAUUUUGCGUUGGGUACAGACAUAAAUGAAGAUACAACCAAUGCCGAAGUAUCUUCGUUACCUCGCACACCGUUACAGUUUGAGCUAAGUUCAUCGACGACCAGUGGAUUUACGGAUAUCCCACCCGCUUUGGAAGAUUGUGGCGCUAUAUCAUUAUCUUCUUCCGAAUUAAACAAUUCUAUAGCAAAUGAAGAUGUCAAAACAACACAGACUCAGCUAAACGAAGCGUUUAAUUAUAACGUAACACAGACAUUUUCAGCCAAUAGCACCCAAACGACAGAUGCUAUAGGAGAACUAAAACAUAUUAGUAAUUCAGAUAUACCUUCGACGCAUCAUAAUAUGACUGAUAAUAAACAGUUAGAUUUUGAUGUUAACGAAGCGAAAGUAACUACAAUUACAUGUACUACCCAAAAUCAAUCUCCUACCAUUACAGCGAACUUUGCUGAAAUUACAACUAAACAAGAUAGUCAAAUUGAAGAUUGUAAUAUAGCAACAAAUGAGCUGGAAAUUGAAGUAAAAACGAAUUUCACGACAAUAAAUCCAAAAAACCCUCCCCCAUUAACUGGCCUGGUGGUACUAGAAGAUUUAGCUGAUGAUAGUAGCGAUGAUGAGUGUUACCGUUCCCCCAAAAAAUCCCCCAUAUCCCCAACGACAACUCUGGAGAGCAAUGUUGAUAAUGAUUCGGAAGAUUUUUUUGCAAUUCACGUUCUUAAAACACCGCCUUCAACAAAAGAAGAUACAUUUUCAUCGCUUGCUGAUGAUAUAAAUAAGAAUAACUCUUUAAAUCGCAAUAAUAAUAUCUCGAAUGAUUUACCGCAAACUGAAAGUGCAAAUUUAAAUAGUCCAGAAGAGCAGGAAGAUGAUUUUGGUGACUUUGCCGAUUUCGAAACGGCAACCAAUUUUAUAAAACCCCCAGAUAAUAACGGUUUAGUUACGUCGGAUUUGAUUACAACAUCAGUAGUUGAUAGCAACGAAAAUGUGCGGGAUAUAGUCGAGCCACCCACGGAUACUGCUAUCGCAGCCGAGGAUAAUGAGGAUGAUUUUGAUGAUUUUCAAAACUUUUCUUCAGCUCCAGCAUCGACACCGACACCGGCUGUUCUACCAAUCAUAUCAGCACCGAAUUCAUUAAGCAUAACAGCAGAAAACAAUAAUACCAAUCCGCAAACGGAACCAUUAAAAAUUGUUAGUUUUGAACCUUUGGGAAAAGUAGUCGAGUCUGAAGCAAACUCGUUCAACAAUGACGACGAUGAUGACUUUGGCGAUUUCGAAGAGGCUUCUUUUGAAACGCCUGCAAGUCAAUUCACCUCUGCCACACCAGUUGUACAAAAACAAACGCCAACAACAAUUACUGCUAAUGGCAAUAUAGGUGAACGUUUGGGGACAGUGCUAAAAAUGAUGUUUCCAACCGAAAUGACAAGUACAGCUGAUGAUAAUGAGUUGGAACAAACAGCAAAAGUCACCAACAAAAUUACCGAUACACUUUCUUUUGAAGCAAUAGAAGCUGCCAAAGCCUUAGAAUUUCAAUGGCCACAAUCCGAAAUGCGACACGCCCUUAUACGUGCGAUCGGCAUUGAUUCGAGAAACAUUCUCUUCGGUGAUAAUUGGAAUCCAUCUAUGCCACGCUUUGCUGCCAAUCUCAGUUUUAAUCCUCUAAAGCCCAUGAAACCACAAACAACCAACGCUGUGCCAAACACAACAUAUGCCGAUGCCGAUUCCAUGCAAUAUAGUAUAAAUACGAGUGGCAGCGCUGUCGAAGCGGACAUGAGCAGCUAUGCGAAGAAAACGGAUGUACCUGAUGUUGAAUUCGAUUGGCAAGGCGCCGGAUUAGUGAAUCCACUUGACGGGUCCAAGGGCGAGACAAACACGCGAGAGACUGAAGCGGUUCAGCCGCCGCCGUCUAUUGCACGGCUUGAUACACCCGAUGACGAGCAUCAAUCGCAUACAACCUUUUCAAACGUCAACAUUUCAGAAACCUUAAGCAAAAACGAUAACGAACUGACGGCAUCGCCAACCAGAGACGCUUGUCCGUCACCAUUAGCACUGGAUAAUGCCGCAUAUCAGUUCACAGCACCCGAAUCAGGCAUUAACAGCAUCAGUAGUAGCACAUCUGCCAGUAGCAUCAGUAACAGCAAACCCUAUGACAAUAGUAAAACUAUGACAACAUUACGUUUGGGCGCAAAUAUCGUCGUUGAUGAUGACGAUGAAACGGUGGUGACAUCCACCUAUGCGGGACCUUUGAAGGAGACACACAUUUAUACACCAUCAAAGACCGACUUGGCGACUACUGUAAAAGCGGGAAAAGCAGCUGUAGGAGGUAGUGAGCCAAUUGAUUUUGACUAUGAAAUUGCUGCGGCAGGUAUCAUCAUCGAUGAGAAAGUGGUGAAGAAAGAGUAUCGCGAUGUGGAGUACAAUCCCGGCUUUAGUUUGGAGGUGGUUGCUGAAUACACUAGUGAGUUACCCAUGGGCGCCCCGCCAACAUUAGAAGGUGAGCCGAGUGCAACGGUAUUGCCAGCGCUGCAAGCACCAGUACAACAACAAACAACCGAAUUCGAUACCGAUGAGUUUACCGAGUUUACGGAGUUUCAAUCAGUGCCACCGCCCCCACAGGCAACUGUGCCUGCAGCAGAUGCAAAUUUUGGCACCAAUUUACCCGCCAGUACAAUAACGUCCAAGUUCUCCGCGGAACUAAAUGUUAAAACGACACUCAAUACCCUUACACCCGUUCUGCCAACAGCAGUUGCCAAAGCAAAGGAAGCUAGCAAUACGCCAAGUCGUAUGAGCUCGCCGUCGAUUGUGGACAAUAUGAUACUCAGUCCAGCCAUACUGUUGCCACAAGCUAUACCCAUCAGCACAAGCAAUACGCCGACAUCAAAGACCACACCAACCAUUGAAUGGGGUGACUCAACCGCCAAUAUCAAUCCCGCUGAAUUGGCGCGUAUUGAAGAGCUCUUCUCACAGCCGAAAAUACCGGCUGCUGCCAAAGAUGUGAACUCUUCACAAAAAACAUCGCCACUACAUACAUAUGCGGAAAAGCAUACGAAGAAUAAUUCGAUCUCUAUAAGCGCUUCAAUAGCGAUGAAGGAGCAGGACUCCACACUCAACGAUGACUACUGGUCGGAGUUUGUGUCGGUGCCGGUGACGCCGCAAUUGCCAAGUAAUGCAAGUCGCCUCAACAACAACAAUAACAACACUAAUAUUAACAUCAAUAACAAAAGCAACAACAACAAUCAACUGGUCAUAACGCCAAAGCGCAUAACCGAUAUGCAUAUCAAUAGUGCCAACAACAGCAAUAACACAAUACGCUCGCCACGUCAUCAACAACAAAGCAUCAACGCCCAACCCACGCCAACGCCACAACAGAAGUCAACUGCGCAUGCGUCCGCAAACAGCGCGCACAUUAGCGCCCGAAGUAAUGCCUACAACAGCAAUAGCAACAGCAACAGCAACGAUGAUGACUGGUCCGAUUUUGUGUCGAGCACACCAACACCUGCAUCAGCUCCUACACAACAACAACAUAUGACAUCUUAUAUGCCCGCCACAAAUGCGCCUCAAUUCAACAGCGCCGCCUGGCAAAACGCCAACUUCUACAAUAAUCCGCUCGGUCUGUACCACCAACAAGCGGUCAUGCAGACACGCACAUCACCCUUAACGCCGCAGCAGCAACAGUUGCAGCUACAGCAACAAAUACAUAUAAUGCAGGAUUUCUCCACAGCACCUAUAACAAACCGUCCACAAAACGCUGUGAUUAACAGCAACUAUGCCAAUAUAAACCAUAUGCAACAUUCCAAUACAUACUCACCACUACAGGUGGGCAGUGCUCGUGUGGCGCCGAGCAUUUCACUAAUACCCGAUUUGGGUUUUGUGGCGCCCGCUUUGCCAGUACAUACCGCUUUCGUCAAUGUGCUGCCGAAGACAAGUUUUAAUAACAAAAAAUGACGUUUAUUAAAUUGCGAGCAGACGCACAAUCGCGGUCGCACAACGCUGGCACAUUCCUAUCGAACGCACUUACCAAACGCUAGUCCCGUUACAGCUGCUGCCACCUCAACCAUUCACGAUAUUCUCACAUAAGAGUCACCUGCAAUGCGUUGUCAUCACAUAACUGAGCUAUUUAUAGGUUAGAGUGGAGUAAUGUGAAGGUGUGUAAUUGGCAAAAUAACGAAAUUGUGUCGCAAGUGUAUAAAAUCCUUUCGAAAACUGCACCAAUCGGCUGAAGCGAAAGGAAUUUUUCUGUUGUUACUUGUAGAUCGUUGCUUAGCUUAUGAAAAUUAGGCCACUGAGUUACAUGAAUGCUAAUGCAUAUGUAUAGUUUGCCUCUCCUCUCAGCUCGUUCCAUAAUUUCUUGCUAAACAAAUUCAAUGUGUUGCGCUUUUUAUAUACUUUGCAGCGUAGAAAGUGUUAAAUAUUUGUUUGAAUGAAGUUUAAACAAAAAAGUAGUGUAAAUAAAAUAUUCUUCCUUUAACGCUUUUGACCUUCGCUGUGGUCACAAGUUUGACUUCCGAUUUUUUUCUAUAUGCUUCGUGAUGUAAUAACUCGAUUUAACCAAAAUUUUCAAAUAUAGCGGUAUUUUUGCGUUUCUCUGAUUUUCUAUAAAUUUCAAAUAUUUUUAUGUUGUUAAAAAAAAAUAGAUAUUGCAAAGUGUUUUAUAAACCCGAACGCUCUGAACAUCGUAUUAUUUUUAAAAACCGUUAUCUAUAUAUAAAUACAUAAAUAUUUUGUCUGAAAAUGUAAAGGCCUCUCAACCCUCUGAACGUAUUUCAAAAUUAUACUACUUUCCAAAACUUUAACCGUUAUCUUGUUUGUAUAACUGUGGCGUGACUACCAAAUGAAGUUGAGAAAUUACGAAUAAAGUGAUAUUUUUACAAUUAUUGGCCUAAUCAAUUCUCUUGACAGUACUCAAAUGAUAUAAAAUCACAAGAGAUAUUCCGUUAUAUUUAGUUAAUUGCAGCAAUUACUAAGUCUAAACAACCAUUAACCCGAACCAGUGAUUAGUUUACGAUAUCGAUUUUAUGCGAGCAGAGCGUGACGUAAUUGAAGAAUUUGCAGUAAAAUAACGGUAUAGUGUGUCAUAUAAUAUGUCCCACUAUUAUGUAUGCUAUCACUAUAUAAGUGCAUACAACAUAUACAAGUAUAAAACUACUUUGUUCAGCUACAUAAAUUUUACAAAAACAACACAAAAAGUCAGCAUUAACAGUGGUGGAUUAGGUAACAUUUAGAUAUGUAGGUAUAUAAAAAAUGGCAUGAUCAUUGAUUAACACAACAAGUAUAUUUAUAGAUUUUUGUUAGCGAACUGUCUACUUAUUUAUCGUGUAUAAUGUUUUGCAACUGAAGACAUCUGUUCAUUGUAUGGUUAAAAAUUUAGGGGAUUAAAUAAUUGUUUGCAUUGUCGUUGUCGUGUAAAUUUUUUGCUAUGUAGUAUGUGUAAAAAAAAAGAAAACAGAAAUAAUAAAUUGAAUGAAACUAUUGGAAAUUAUGUAUUAAAUACAGUUAAUAUAGACACAUUUGUUGCAGGGCAAUUUAGAGAGCUCUACUUAAAUAUAGUACCUAAAUAUUGUAGCCUAUGCAAAAUAAAAGACCAGUAUUCCAUAACAAAAGCAAAAUAAUAAAAACAAAAAAGUAAAUAAAAAAA